AUGGCGGGGUCCGGCUGGGGCCCCCCGCGGUUAGACGGCUUCAUUCUCACCGAGCGCCUGGGCAGUGGCACAUAUGCUACGGUGUACAAGGCCUACGCCAAGAAGGAUACUCGGGAGGUGGUAGCCAUAAAGUGUGUGGCCAAGAAGAGUCUGAACAAGGCAUCCGUGGAAAACCUCCUGACAGAGAUUGAGAUCCUCAAGGGCAUUCGACACCCCCACAUUGUACAGCUGAAAGACUUCCAGUGGGACAGUGACAACAUCUACCUCAUCAUGGAGUUCUGCGCAGGAGGUGACCUGUCUCGCUUCAUCCACACCCGCAGGAUUCUGCCUGAGAAGGUGGCUCGGGUCUUCAUGCAGCAGUUGGCCAGUGCCCUGCAGUUCUUACAUGAACGGAACAUCUCUCACCUGGACCUGAAGCCACAGAACAUUCUGCUGAGCUCCCUGGAGAAGCCCCACCUUAAACUGGCAGACUUUGGCUUUGCACAGCACAUGUCCCCCCGGGAUGAGAAGCACGUGCUUCGUGGCUCCCCUCUCUACAUGGCUCCCGAGAUGGUGUGUCAGCGGCAGUACGAUGCUCGUGUAGACCUCUGGUCUGUGGGGGUCAUCCUGUAUGAAGCCCUCUUCGGGCAGCCCCCCUUUGCCUCCAGGUCGUUCUCAGAGCUGGAAGAGAAGAUCCGGAGCAACCGGGUUAUUGAGCUCCCCCUGCGGCCCCAACUCUCCCAGGACUGCCGAGAUCUGCUGCAGCGGCUUCUGGAGCGGGACCCCAGCCGCCGCAUCUCCUUCCAGGACUUCUUCGCCCACCCUUGGGUGGACCUGGAGCACAUGCCCAGUGGGGAGAGCCUGGCACGAGCAACCGCUCUGGUGGUGCAGGCUGUGAAGAAGGACCAGGAGGGGGACGCUGCAGCUGCUUUGUCUCUCUACUGCAAGGCCCUCGACUACUUCGUGCCCGCCCUGCAUUAUGAAGUGGACGCCCAGCGGAAGAAGGCAAUUAAAGUGAAGGUAGGUGAGUACGUGUCCCGGGCUGAGGAGCUCAAGGCCAUCAUCUCCAGUCAGGCCCUGUUGAGGCAGGGGACCUCUGCCCGAGACCUGCUCAGAGAGAUGGCCCGGGACAAGCCACGCCUCCUGGCUGCCCUGGAAGUGGCUUCGGCUGCCAUGGCCAAGGAGGAAGAGGCUGGCGGGGAGCAGGACGCGCUGGCCCUGUACCAGCGCAGUCUGGGGGAGCUGCUGCUGCUGCUGGCAGCGGAGCCCCCAGGCCGGAGGCGGGAGCUGCUUCACACUGAGGUUCAGAAUCUCAUGGCUCGGGCUGAAUACCUGAAGGAGCAGGUCAAGAUGAAAGAGUCUCACUGGGAAGCCGAGACCCUGGACAAAGAGGGGCUGUCGGAGUCUGUUCGUAGCUCUUGUACUCUGCAGUGA
Molecule: messenger RNA, 1413 nt
Organism: Rangifer tarandus platyrhynchus (Svalbard reindeer)
Lineage: Eukaryota; Metazoa; Chordata; Mammalia; Artiodactyla; Cervidae
Source: the annotation of a GenBank genome assembly